This is a messenger RNA of Tetrahymena thermophila SB210, 2920 nucleotides long. RefSeq lists its product as hypothetical. The transcript is spliced from 9 exons. The record is from RefSeq and is a predicted model, not a curated record. NCBI's taxonomy places the organism in Eukaryota, Ciliophora, Oligohymenophorea, Hymenostomatida, Tetrahymenidae.
UCUUCAUAUUAAGCAAUUAAUAAUAAGUAGAUAUUUCAUAUAUCAAAUAAAAUUAAAACAAUCAAUAAAUUAGCAAAAAUGAUUAGAAAUUUAUUAAGAAUAGGAAGAAAGGGAUUUUGCACUUAAGCCACUGCUGAUGCAGCAAGCAAAGUAGCCUUUAGCUAAUCUAUGAAGCCAAAAUGGAUGAAAUUCUUUGAAGGAUAAGAACCUAUUAAAAUAGAUCUAGAACGUUCGAUGAAGUCUGACAAUAUUGAUUUAAUUUAAAAUUACAUUAAGAAUAACUACCUCUAAUUUGAAGAUUAGCAACUUGUAUAAGUUAUUCCCAAAGUAAGCAGAAGUAAUAUUAUAGACCGCGUAAAAAAUGAAAUUAGAGUGAGAAUUAUUUAGAAUAAUUUUAAUUUGAAUGUGAGCUAAAAUUUUACUCUACUUGAGUAUAUGGAAGAUAUCAGUUAGGCAGAUCGUCUAUUAGUUUUAUAUACAUUGACUAAAUGCAGUGAGAGCUUCAAAGAAUAUAAUCAUUUUUAACAUUAUAAAAUAAUAUAAUUAGCUAUUAAAUUUAAUAGAUUGUCUGUUCCUUUAACUCUUUAAUUCCUUGAUUACUUCAAUGAAAAUAAAGAAUUGUUUGCUUAGCCUGAUUAAGUUAAAAACUUGUAUUUUGAAAAACUUGAUUUUGUUCAAUUCACACAAUAUAUGCUUGUCUUGAGCAAUCUCAAGCUUUUAUUAGUUCCUGAAGAAUUCAAUUCCAGGAUUAGUGAUGAAACUAUUAGGAUAAUUUCAGAAAUAUACAUCGAAAAGCUAAACACUUUUGAAAGUAACUGCGAAAACUACUACCUAAUUCAUUUGGAUAAGGUCUUUAACCCAGAUGUACUCAAAAUAUUACCUUAAGAUUUAAAAAUUAGUUACAAAAAGGCACUUGUAAGGAUUUUGGAGCUUAAAUUUGAUACUGAAACACAACUAGGAAAAUUCAGCUAUUUCAAAAAUGAUAGAGGAUCACAUUAGUAAAAAGCUCUUGCUAUCUUAAGAUCUAUUGUUUAAACAAACGAAAGAGAAUUAGUUGGAAAGAUUCUCAUCUUAAUAGGAAACUAAAUCAUGAGCAGAGAAAUUAGUGAUUUUAAGUUUGACUUCAGAUUAUUUUCUUACAUGACAAAAUAUCAAUAUGCAUAUAAAUAUUACAUUGACGAAUCCUUCAUUUCUAUGAAGAGUUUGCUUAGAUCUCUCAUAUUUAACACAAAGAAAUUCAAUGAAGAAAAUGAAAUUAAUGCUUAUCACAUCUUACUAUAAAAGUAUAAGUCUUAUAAUGAACUCAACUAUCCUAGCAUAAUUAAAUAAUCUGAAGAUUUUUAUUCAAGAAAAGUUGAUUUUAGUGAUACUAUGGUUAAUUAAUGGAAUUAAUUACAAAAAGACAUACAAUAGUGUCUUAGAGAUUAUAUAAAUUAACAAGUUGCUUCAGGAUUCUUCACUAAAUUACUGCACAAAAUACCAUCACCUGUUGAUAAAGAAGAAGAUGAAAUCAUAGCUUAAGAAGAUAGUGAAAUGGAUCUUUUGGCAAUAGAAGAAGCAAAUGAAGUAAUCGCUGAUGCUAAAGAAGAUGAUGAUGAAUUAAAAAAGAAUGGAGAAAAUGUAGAUGAAAGUGUAAAUUAAGAAAAACUUAAAGAUGAAGAUUUCAAAAAAUAGCAAGGAUACAAAAUAAUAGAAUUAUAAUCUAAUCUCUAAUAACUCAAGUAUGUAAAGACUAUCACAUAUAAUUCUCGUAUUUAAUUUAAUUAGACUAUCCUCUUAAGAAAUUUCAUCAACACCAUUGAAUGUGUUGCUUAGAACUUAUACUUAAGUGAACCAGAUGAAGAGUACAUUCAUUCCAUCAAGUUAUUAGUUAAGCAAGAUAAAUUAAUUGAAGUUUUUGAUCAUUUUUGUAUGAUUCCUUCUUUCCUUGAAAGCUUAAUUAUGAUAGAAGCUUAUGGAAAGAUUAAAAAAGGAUAGUCAUGGUUGAGUCCAGAACUUAGCAACAAAGUUCUAAAAAUGAAAUUCUUUAUGGAAGAUUUCUUUAAUAAGGAUUAAAAUUAUAAAGAUAAAGCUCCUUCUAAAUAUAUCAAAUAAAUAGAGUAAGAAGUGCAAAGUCUCCCAACUCAGAACCUUCCAUUUGACAACGCAUAUGAUUAGCAUAAUUUCAUUUAUGAAAUCAUUAGCAACUCCUUUUAGGUUUCUAAUACACUUUUUGAGAUUGAAAAAUAAAAGACAAGCGUUAUAGCAGAAAAUAAAAUAAAUAUGUAAAGAAAAAGAGAUUUCUUGACAGAGCAAUUCGUCUAUAAUAAAGAGAAUCUAUUAAGAAAGAUAAUCCAUUCUUAAAUUUAUAGUUAUUUUAUCAAUGAAUCUCAUUUAAAAAAAUAUACUGGUGAAAUCUUAUUCUCAAUUAGUAAUUAAGUAUAAAAGAAUGUUGUCUUCUAUCCAUUCUUUGCUGAUUAUGUGCUUCCUUAAAAGAAGAUUGCUAUAUAGAUACUCGAAAAAAAUAGAAUGAUCGAUGGUGUUGAAAAUACAAUCUCUGGAUUUAAUUAAUUAAAUGAAUUGUACUUAAAGCAAAUAGGCUACUCUGUAAUUUAUAUAGACUAUAAUGAUUUUGAAAUCGACUAUAAAGGCUUCCAAACAAAUAUCUUAAAAAAAUUCAGUAAACUCAUCAAUAAUAACUGAUAGAAUUUUAUUUAUUAUUUCAGAACUAAAAAAAUAAAAUAAUAAAGAACUCAUAUUUAAAACCAAUAUAAUAAUUAAAUAAAUACCUUCAGCUUCAUACUUAAUCAUUAAAUUAAUCCUAAAAUUUAAUGCUCAUUAUAUAUUAUAAAAUUAUUCUUAUUAAUAUAAUUAAUUUUUAUUAUUUAUAUUUUCUAUAUCAACUAUUUUUUUCUCAUAUAAAAUCUAUUUAAUUCCUAAA